CAUCACUAAUCAAUUAAGUCAUCAAGUCAAGUGUAUUUGGCGGGAAAAUGGAGGAAGAGAGUAUGGAAACUUUAAUAGAGACUUCAGCAGAUACUUUGGGGGAAGAUGGAGGAGAAGAGAAAGAAAACGAGACUCUUAUGGAGAGUGAGUACCAGGACGCUACAGCUGCUACUGAUACUACUGCAAACCUUACUCUUGAAGAAUCGAUCACAAGCGAUACUCCAGUGAAGAGGAAAAGAGGACGUCCUCCUUUAUCAGCCAAUAAAGGCAACCCCACCCCUAAGAAAACCCGCCAAGUAUCAGUAUCAGCAGCAACAGAUGGAGAAUUAUACACUUCUAUCGUUGAAGGAAGGAGUGCCCUACAGACGGUUGUUAGUGAAUGGGUGGAGCGUUACCAAGGCGACCAGGAGGCAGGGCUAUUAGAAAUAAUACAGUUUUUUGUGAGAUGUUGCGGCUGUCAGGCCGAGAUAUCUCUCUCUAAUUUCCGCCAUCAAGAAGCUACUGACAUCAUUAGGACUAUCACUGAGAAUUUUGACGAGGAUGGGUUUGAUUAUCCUCUGAUACUUUCCGGACCUCUGUACAAAAAGUUUAAAUCUAAUUAUUGUGAAUUUGUUGAGAGGUUAGUGAUAGAAACUGGUGACAUCAUUUAUGACGAGUACAUGCUUGACACUCUCGUCAAAUGGCUGAUCGGACUGAGUGAUUCUGAAGUUAGAGCAUUUAGACACACGAGCACUUUAGCAUGUUUGAAGCUAGUCACUGGGUUGGUUCAUUUAGUCGUAUCAUUAGCUUCUGAGAUUGACAAUACCCAGCGUCAGCUCGAAACUGAAAAGCGAAAGUCAGGUGGACGUCAGGCGAUCGGAAAACUUAAAAAACUCGAGGAAGCCCUAGCAUUAUCUCAGUCACAGCUGAGCGAGAUCCAUGAUAUAAUGAACAACCUGUUCACGUCUGUUUUUAUACGUCGAUAUCGUGAUACUCGACCCGAAGUUAGGGCAAUCUGUAUCGCUGAGAUUGGAGUCUGGAUGUUGAGGUGCAGCUCAAGAUUCUUAUCAGACAAUUAUCUCAAAUAUGUUGGAUGGACUCUCUCAGAUAAAUCGGGUGAAGUAAGGCUACAGGCUUUACAAGCAUUGCUUGCUUUAUAUUCUGUUCCUGAUCUUGUCCCUCAUUUAGAGCUCUUUACCACCAAAUUCAAAGACAGGAUUGUCUCCAUGAAGACAGAUAAGGAUGACACUAUUGCCAGCACUGCCAUAUCUCUAUGCACUCUUCUUUUCUCUCUUGACAUGUUGGAUGCCGAUGAUUGCGUUGAAUUGUGUCAGCUUGUCCAUUUGGAGAAUAGAGUACUAGGUAGAGCAGCAGGUAAAUUUGCUGUCCGAUAUAUAUUUUGCGAUGAAAUUGUCACCAAGACUCGUGGCCGACCCUCUAAGAAUCAAAAGAGACCAACUAAUGCUCAAAUCAAACUGAAGGAACUCGUUAAUUUCUACAUCGAAUCUGAUAUACACAAACACGCAGAAUACAUGGUGGACAGCGUAUGGGGACAUACUGACCUACUGAAGGAUUGGAAGAACAUGAUUGAAGUCCUCACCUCUUCAUCCUGUCCUAUUGAACUAUCCCAAAAAGAGGAAGUGGUUGCUAUAGAGUUGAUGGCCCGAGCAGCAGAGAGGGCCUGUGGGUCCUUCACUGUACUCAAAGGAGUUGGUAACAAGAUGCUCAAUGCUAAAGAGAAGAGAGCCAUGGAAACAGACAAGCACACAAUGGCUACAGCACUGAUCCCUGUCCUGCCACAAUUACUAGUUAAAUAUGGCACUAAUCCUGAGUGUGCCAUUAAUCUCUGCUGUAUUGUUAAGCAGUUUGACUUGGAAGUAUACGUUGAAAUAAGAGGACAAAAACUCCUGGAGGAUUUAUUGUCGGAACUAAAGUCGUUAGUAUUACAGCACACGUCUCAAGAGGUCCUUAACGAGAUAAGUACGUGCUAUUGUCACCUCUUGGAUCCUGACUUCACUUUACAUUCGGUGGUUGACCUUUCCUUUAACCAGCUCGUUGAUGAGCUUGUCUCUAUUUUUGACAGAUACAUGGAAAAUAUUGAUGACAUCCCACUGAAUGAUGAUGACAAUGAUGAUGUUUAUAACUUUGGUACUACUCUACAAAGACUUUUAGCUUUAUUCAAGCAGAUUGAUAUUACUAAGAAGUUGUCAUUCGAUAAGUUUCAUAAGUUGGUUGAGUUUGGGGUUGACGAAUCAGCAACUGACAUUCUGGUUAUUCCAUCCAUGAAUUGUGACAGUUUAUUUUUGCUGUGGUUUCUCAAAGAGGCCGAGUCUCACUCUCCUCCUGACAGAGACACCAUACGCUCCAUUCGUACUUCAAUGGAGAAAGUAAUCACGAUCUGUUCUGACCUCCUCAAGCUGGGAUCACCAGCAGUCCAGCAAGAGUCCUUUGUUAUUUUAUGCGACCUACUCAUGCUUUUUGCUAAACAGCUCGCCUGUAAAGAAGAGUUGAUUUCUUUGGUGUACGUGCCCAGCUCCUCCCUCCAGACUAGUCUUUGUGAUUACGUCACUGAGAGGGUUUUUAACGAAGGAGACCUUGAGGACGACCCCACAACUGACGAGGAAGCAUUUGCCCAGGCUGCUAGACUCAACGAGAGGAGACUGCUCCUGGCUGGUUACCUUAAGCUUGUAGUGUAUUCUGUUGUGGAGGCCAGGAGCUCUGUAGCUGUAUUAGGCCAAUACAUUAAGUUCUACUAUGAUUAUGGUGACUUGCUGCGUCAUGCUUUCACUAAACUGAGAGAAGCUGAUUCUAAAUCUACCGUUUGGUAUAAGACCGUCCUUCAAGUUCUGCAAGAGCAGUACACCUCAUUACAGCUUGAUAAUACAACCAAUGGCAUUGACUACUGCUCUACCGAAUGGGCUAAUCUAAAGGACCUAGCACACAGGAUAGCACUAACAACUGGGUUUGAUCUAGUCAAGAUACGUCACUCGAUAGUCCACAUUCAUUUUGAGGGAAUAAAGUUUGCACUUCAGACAAGAGAAGAGGAGGAAGAGAAAGAGGAUGAAGGCGUGUCAGUACCAGAGAACCUAAGCUUUCUUGAGGUCCUUGCUGGAUUCAGCUUCCGUCUUCUUGAUGCUGACAAACAAGGAACAAACGGAGUUCGUGGUUUUCUCGAGUCGCGGUUAGAAGAUAAUUAUUCGAUGGGUCUUCACGAGGUAGUGGGUUCGGCAAAAUGGGAAUCCUUAUCACAUUACGUGACGUCACUUAAACCAGGAGGGGAGGACGCCCAGGAACAAGCGGCGGGGGUUCCGAAGAAGAGAGGACGACCACCAAAAAGAAAAAUAUUAGAGGACGGUCCGACUGCAUUGAAAUCAUUAAAGCCAAACGAAGAAUAGAGAGAAAUCAUAAGAGAACCAAAACAUUAUAAAUGAUUAUGUAAUACGUGACAGUGAAAAACACACACAUACACAAGUCUUGUGCGACAAACUCAACUCCUUUAAUUACAUUCAUAAACCACUUGA
This is a messenger RNA of Amphimedon queenslandica, 3500 nucleotides long. RefSeq names its product cohesin subunit SA-1. Gene Ontology annotation, biological process: sister chromatid cohesion. The record is from RefSeq and is a predicted model, not a curated record. NCBI's taxonomy places the organism in Eukaryota, Metazoa, Porifera, Demospongiae, Haplosclerida, Niphatidae. Gene Ontology annotation, cellular component: chromatin; cohesin complex; nucleus. Gene Ontology annotation, molecular function: DNA binding; chromatin binding. The transcript is spliced from 23 exons. The coding region runs from base 48 to 3374 and encodes 1108 amino acids.